Messenger RNA from Lagopus muta (rock ptarmigan), 3018 nucleotides. It is a transcript of the gene MANSC4, whose product is annotated as MANSC domain containing 4. NCBI's taxonomy places the organism in Eukaryota, Metazoa, Chordata, Aves, Galliformes, Phasianidae. Bases 941 to 1963 code for a protein of 340 amino acids. The transcript has 4 exons. The record is from RefSeq and is a predicted model, not a curated record.
UCUACAUGAUGCAUGCAUCCAUCUCUCAUGCACCUCUGGCUUAACCAGCACUGACAGAACAGAAAAUGGGAAACUUUCCAAGAAAGGACCUAGUGCUGGUUGGGAAAGAGCAAGGUGCAACACUUUCUAUCAUAGCACUUCAAGCAGAAAAAAAGUGUAAUGCCAGAAAGCCACAAGGAGACAUCUACUGUUCAUCUGUUCCCUCUGAGCAGCCAGAGGGCAAUUGUGAACAAAGCCAAACUAUUUGUGCUCUAUAAUUUAAGAUUGGCUGACCUGACUACAGAAUCAAAGGCUUGGCACUUUUGAUCACUUUCAGGAACGCUUCCCUGAACCAUAGAGAUCUUCUUUUUUGGUCUUUACAUAUUCCAAGUACUAGAAACAUAUAUUCCAUAUAAGCUAAAUAAAAAAGCAUAUAUAUAUUUGAAACUACAGGUGGAAAAGUUGUCUACUUUUAUAUAAAUCUGGCAAGAAAAGAGUUAAUGUCUGAUGACUCCUUUGUACUAGUAAGCUUUUGGAUUGUGCCACUAUUCCUGCCAGCUCAGGUGGAACUCUUCAGGUGCUGUUUCUGUUUAUAACAAGAAAUAUCAUUCUUCUCCUUUGUGCCAGGUACACUUGUAUCUCUUUUACUGAAAGACCUGCAAAUGCAUCUGUAUUCUUACAGAAAACAGGUAAAUGACAGUUUGUUUUCCAGGAAGAAAUUUGAGAAGAAUGGUGAAAAGAAUUACAAAUAGCAUGAUAUCUGGCUUGAUACCGGAGUCUCCUUACUAACAGCAAAAGUCUCUUGAUCCCUCCUUUCAGAGCACAUGGAACAGUCGGUUACUAGUUUGCAGAAUUGGUAGCGUCCUUAUGACUCAAGAUAAUGUCUCUUAAAAAGCUGGUCCAAACUUCAGCACAUCCAUGAAAGAGAAAGCACACUCACUAAGCCAAUUACACAGAAGAGAUGGUUCUGCUGGUGGCAAUAUCAGAGGUGCUGUUGCUUCUGGGAUUGGCAGUGGAGUCAGAUUCUCUCUGCACACCCACCAUGUUUUACAAGAACUGCUGGAUCCGACGCUUUCCUGGUCUUCUGAUCGACCUGCAGGAAUCGCAGAAGAGAGGAGCCCAGGUGCUGAAGAUUUACACAGAAGUCUCCUCCCAGCAGUGCAGCAGAACCUGCUGCCUUCAGAGGAAUGUUUCCUGUAAUCUAGCAGUGUUCUACCAUGGAGCUACUAAUGAAAAUAUGAAUUGCUUGCACGUGUCUUGCCCAGCACUGGAAAGUUGCAUACUAAAGGCUAGAAUCAACGUUGUUUUGUACAACAUCACGACAGGGAUUGAUCCAGACCUUCUUAUUUUUGAAAGACUGAAAUUCAAGGGGCCAAGUACUUACACCUCGCAGAAUAAAUACGAAAGGCGAAACAGCACAAAGACCUCUGAGUGGGAAAGAUGCCAGCAUGGUAAUGUUACGUCAAGUUCACUUCUACUCCAAGCUCCAUCUUCUACCAUCACCUCCAGCACAAGCCUCAUGGCUGUAAAAACAAAAGGCAGCACAUAUUCCAGGGAAUCAACUUCUCUGCUGGAUAACCAUUUGGCUAAGAGGACAAGCACGACUUCAGGAAGUACUAGACUAUUCACUAGCUCAGACAGAAGGACUAUACACUCAACUUUGAUACCUAAAUCUGCAGAGGUAUUAUCCCGCAUGCCUACUCCUCCUCAUCUGAACAGCAGCAAACAACACUCAAAUGAAACCAAAGGUUACAGUGGCAGGAAUUAUACUUCAGACAAUGAAGCUCCUGUUUGGGAAGCUGCAGCUCUGGGUGUCUGGCUGAUUCCUGUUAUUCUCUGCUCUUAUCUCAUCUUCCUUUGCUUUUGUACUGUGGCUCCUGGAGCAGGGUGCUGCAGAAGUAGGAAAGGUCACUACCAACCCAUACAGAGAGGAAGAACAAUGUCUAGGCAAAUAAAAUACACUACUGUCCAAGGUGGCCUGUAAAAUACAGUCACCACCCUUGUUGUGGAACAAACAGCUUUUUUAAAAUGAAUUGUAUUUCCUGGCCUGAUUCUUUUACAGAACAAAGAGUAAGUUUCAGAAUCAUUCAGCUAUAAUUUCACUCUCAACAAUUAAACAUAUUUCCACUGUCUCUUUGGGUAAGAAUUGCACACUCACAGGUCUCAUUACAUGUUCAAAUCUGUUUGAGCAUAUUUUGGUACAAAAUCUGACUCAGAAUAACGCCUAACAAAAACAAUACGCUUACCCUAAUUUAAGAGAGAAGAUUCACUGCAGCUUACGUGACCUCUGCCCUGAUUUGACCAGCCUUAGUAAAACUGAUUUAAAUGUUAUAAUAUCAUAAAAGAUUUAAUGAUAGCAUUUAUUUAAUUGCCCCAGAUGUAGUUGUUUUCAUAAAAACUGUAUUCACUUUUUCCUGUUAAAUUCUAGAUUGUUUUUUACGAUAUACUCCUAAUACUGGAAUAAAACAAUUUAACACGCACUGUUUACUUCCUCAAAGAAAAAUGCCCAUUAAUAACGUAAGGCUCCAAAACUACUGACUUCCAUUAACUCAAACAUCUGAUCAUUCAAUUAUUUAUGCUUUGCUUUCACUUCAGUCUUCUGACAAUAACUUGAAAUGUUUCUGAAGCCCUCCUAGACUAGUACCACUACCUCCUACCACCAUUAGACUUCUUUUUAAAACUUAAUUGCUGUGUGAUGCACUGACAGAUCCACUCUACUACUACUAAGGAAAGCACAAAUGCAACCACCAACUGUUCAUGAAUUGCAGUUAUGGUCAAUUUGUACUGUCCACCUUCACUUGCUUUAUUAUGCCCACACAUAUUUAUCAUUUACAUCAUUUGCUUUUUUUAAUACGGACAUUUAAUGUACAUUGCACAGAGAUAUACAAAAGAUUUUUAAAGCUUUAGAAGUUAGAAUUAUAAUUACAAACAAACUUUUUGUUUCUUCAUCCUGUGUACUCUCUUCAUAAAACUGCUACUCCUGAACAUAAAUCAAAUGACUACAUCAACAAGAUGUUUCCUUGACUUACCUUGCUCAGG